This is a messenger RNA of Salvia miltiorrhiza (redroot sage), 1194 nucleotides long. RefSeq names its product protein LPA3. The coding region runs from base 191 to 1105 and encodes 304 amino acids. NCBI's taxonomy places the organism in Eukaryota, Viridiplantae, Streptophyta, Magnoliopsida, Lamiales, Lamiaceae. The transcript has 9 exons. The record is from RefSeq and is a predicted model, not a curated record.
AACAAAACACAAAGGGACCGUGGCCCAUCGUAGCUCCGCCACAGAACUACAAAUCAAUCACGCACACAAAGAGAUACGAAGAUACAUAGAUCAAUCAGCUUUAUAUUUCAAUCCCUGUCCACAACCUAAAUAUUAUCCUCAAUAAAUGAUGGAAAGUAUAGCUCCCAACUAGAAAUUCUACACUUCAAAUAUGCCGUUGUUAACCGUUUCUUGCUUCCCGAUUCCAUUCCCAUAUCCUUCAAUACCACGAGUCAUUACUUAUGGAGGCUUUGCCUCAAGAAAUGUUGCGGCUUUGGAGUUUCGUGCAGCUGCUGCGGGGAAGAGCCGCAAUCCCAUGGAGUUCGAAACUCCGUUUCCGAGUGAUUAUGAUGAACUACUUAAGCAAGCUAAAGAAGCCACUGAACUGGCUCUACAGAGCAACAAGCAGCUGAUGGAAAUAGAAUUUCCUACCUCGGGUCUCGACUCAGUGCCAGGCGAUGGUGAAGGCGGCAUAGAAAUGACGGGGAGCUUGCAACUCAUUCGGGAAUACUGUGACCUUCUCAUUAGUCCACAGAAAACCACAAAGACUAGAGUUUUCUUGCCUGAGGCUAAUGAAGUUGCAUUUGCAAGAAAAACAGUUUUUGGAGGAUCUUCUCUUAAACUAGACUACUUAACAAUACCAUCAUUCUUCCAAGAUUUUGGCAUCGUGUCCAAGGUUAAAAUGGCCGACCGAGUGAAGCCAGACGACGAACUCUUCCUUGUCGGCUAUCCAUAUUUCAAUGUUAACGAGAUGCUGGUGGUGGAAGAACUGUACAAAGAGGCUGUGGUGGAGACGUCGCGAAAGCUGAUUAUUUUCAAUGGGGAGUUAGAUAGAAUAAGAUCAGGCUAUUAUCCGGCAUUCUUUUAUCCAAAACUGGCUGCACUCACCCAGUCAUUUUUUCCGAAGAUGGAGACCGUGUAUUAUAUUCACAACUUUAAAGGACGAAACGGAGGAGUGCUCUUCAGGUGCUACCCUGGUCCAUGGAGGGUGCUAAGGAAAGUGAGAAAUGGAUACAUAUGUGUGCAUCAACAAGAAGUGAUGCCAUCACUCAAGGAAGUUGCUUUGGAAAUUCUUCCUUCAGCAUGAUAUGUAUUUAAUGAUUUCUCCCACCCUUUAAUCGAUUUAUGUAUCGAAGCUGGGAAUUAAUUAAUGUUGUUGAGAAGGCUGUUGACAAA